This is a messenger RNA of Orycteropus afer afer, 2142 nucleotides long. The record is from RefSeq and is a predicted model, not a curated record. NCBI's taxonomy places the organism in Eukaryota, Metazoa, Chordata, Mammalia, Tubulidentata, Orycteropodidae.
AUGAAGAACUGCUGGAAAAUCCUAGUUUUCUUCUUUGUAUGGAGUAUCCUGGAACCCUGGGCAUCUGCCACUGUGAAGCGACGCCCAAGGUUCCCUGUCAAUUUGGAUUCUAAUGGUAGAGAUGAACUGUGCCCUAAGAUCAGGAUUGGCCAAGAUGACUUACCAGGGUUUGAUCUGAUUUCUCAGUUCCAGAUAGAUAAAGCAGCAUCAAGAAGAGAUAUCCAGAGGGUAGUGGGAUCAACUGCAUUACAAGUAGCUUACAAGUUGGGAAGUAAUGCAGACUUCAGGAUUCCAACUAGGCAUUUAUAUCCCAGUGGACUGCCUGAAGAAUACUCCUUUUUAACUACUUUUCGGAUGACUGGAAACACACUUGAAAAGAACUGGAACAUUUGGCAGAUUCAAGAUUCCUCAGGGAAGGAGCAGGUUGGCGUGAAGAUUAAUGGCCAAACAAAAUCUGUUACAUUUUCAUAUAAGGGACUGGAUGGAAGUCUCCAAAUAGCAACCUUUUCGAAUUUGCCCUCCUUGUUUGACUCCCAAUGGCAUAAGAUCAUGAUCGGUGUGGAAAGGAGUAGUGUUACUCUUUUUAUUGACUGUAAUAGGAUUGAAUCCUUACCUAUAAAGCCAAGAGGCCAAAUCAAUGUUGAUGGCUUUGCUGUGCUGGGAAAACUUGCAGAUAAUCCUCAAGUUUCUGUUCCGUUUGAACUUCAGUGGAUGCUGAUCCAUUGCGACCCCCUGAGGCCCAGGAGGGAAACCUGUCACGAGCUUCCAGUUAGGACACCGCCCAGACAGACCACCGAGUAGAGAGGACCCCCGGGAGUCCAAGGCCCCCCCGGGCCUCCAGGGCCCCCAGGAGUUCCGGGCAUCGACGGCAUCGAUGGUGAUCGAGGUCCAAAGGGUCCCCCAGGCCCCCCGGGUCUCGCUGGAGAACCAGGAAAGCCAGGAGCCCCAGGCAAACCCGGCACACCAGGGGCAGACGGAUUAACAGGACCUGAUGGAUCUCCUGGCUCUGUUGGACCAAGGGGACAGAAAGGAGAGCCUGGUGUGCCAGGAUCUCGUGGAUUUCCAGGCCGUGGUAUUCCUGGACCCCCUGGUCCUCCUGGGGCAGCAGGACUCCCUGGAGAGCUUGGCCGAGUUGGAUCAAUUGGUGACCCUGGGAGAAAAGGACCACCUGGCCCCCCUGGCCCUCCAGGACCCAGUGGAACAAUUGGACUUCAUGAUGGAGAUCCAUUGUGUCCCAAUUCCUGCCCACCAGGUCGUUCAGGAUACCCAGGUCUACCAGGCAUGAGGGGUCAUAAAGGUGCAAAAGGAGAAAUCGGGGAACCAGGAAGACAAGGUCAUAAGGGUGAAGAAGGUGACCAGGGAGAACUGGGAGAAGUUGGAGCUCAAGGACCUCCGGGAGCUCAAGGUCUGAGAGGCAUCACUGGCAUAGUUGGUGCCAAAGGAGAAAAAGGUGCUCGGGGCUUAGAUGGUGAACCUGGGCCCCAGGGUCUUCCUGGUGCACCUGGUGACCAAGGACGGCAUGGACCUCUAGGAGAAACAGGUCCCAAGGGAGAUAGAGGGGCUCAAGGUUCCAGAGGGAUUCCUGGCCUCCCUGGGCCCAAAGGAGACACGGGCUUGCCAGGUGUGGAUGGCCGUGAUGGGAUACCUGGGAUGCCAGGAACAAAGGGUGAGCCAGGAAAACAUGGGCCUCCUGGUGAUGUAGGAUUGCAGGGGUUACCUGGUGUUCCUGGAAUUCCCGGUGCAAAGGGCAUUGCUGGUGAAAAGGGUAACACAGGUGCUCCAGGAAAGCCUGGUCAAUUGGGAAAUUCAGGCAAACCGGGCCAACAGGGGCAACCAGGAGAGGUGGGACCCAGAGGACCCCGGGGGAUUCCUGGAAGUAGAGGAGAGAUAGGACCAGUAGGACCCCCUGGCAUACCAGGUAAACUGGGUUCUCUUGGUAGCCCUGGCCUCCCUGGCUUGCCUGGUCCCCCUGGACUUCCUGGAAUGAAAGGUGACAGGGGUGUAGUUGGUGAGCCUGGUCCAAAGGGUGAACGGGGUGCCUCUGGUGAAGAAGGUGAAGCAGGAGAAAGGGGUGAUCUUGUUAAGAUGUUUCUUAAAGAACCUAACAAAAGACUCCUCAAGGUUGUAGCCAAAGACAGUUAA